This is a messenger RNA of Pseudogymnoascus verrucosus, 634 nucleotides long. RefSeq lists its product as uncharacterized. The record is from RefSeq and is a predicted model, not a curated record. The transcript has 2 exons. The coding region runs from base 182 to 616 and encodes 144 amino acids. NCBI's taxonomy places the organism in Eukaryota, Fungi, Ascomycota, Leotiomycetes, Thelebolales, Thelebolaceae.
CUUAUAUUGUUUCAACCCCGCACUUCGACGCGCUUGACUUACGGACCGCAGUAAACACUUCAACUUGCCUAUUCUGCACUGUACCUUUAAAGCCUAAAAAGCGUCCGAGUUAUCGAGAUCGCUAGUCAUUGAUCUAUGCCAAAUUGUCCAUAUUAUUGGUCGUCAACGUUUACUCCACACCAUGUCUGAUCCUAUGCCUAUAAUCCUCUGUGUUAAAUCAUCUACUAUGGCCACGGAAUGUAUAGACUGUUUUCAACCCGAGUAUGAAGUAAUCCACGUCAUCUUCUCUGUCGCUGCUGGAGCACUCGAUAUACCCACACUUCUUCGAGGUGAAACUCUAUCACCUAGUGACCCACAUAACCUCGGUACCCGGAAUUACUCUAAAACGCCAGUAGCCGUGAUACUCGGAAGGAUGUACGAUGAUGUGGACUUUGCAGAAAUGCGAGAGUCUUGUAAGGGAAGAAGCAACGUGCCAUGGCUCAGACAGGAUUUAAGUAAACCUGAACCGCCGCUAGGAAAUGGGUUUGCAGAGGCAAUGGUGGAACGGAUGAAAGCCUGCCUAAGCAACUUAGCCGUGAAGGGAAUACUUAAACAGGAUGGAGUCUACUUGUAUUAAUCAGGGGAUCCAGACUAC